Molecule: messenger RNA, 216 nt
Organism: Acanthoscelides obtectus
Lineage: Eukaryota; Metazoa; Arthropoda; Insecta; Coleoptera; Chrysomelidae
Source: the annotation of a GenBank genome assembly
AUGAAAUUCCUAGUGUUCGCCAUCUUUGCCUUUUUGGCAGUCUGCUCCGUCAUGGCUGACCCUGAACCACGUCCUUCUGGAUUGGGAGUUAUCGCCCCCGGAGUUCUAGCCGCUCCCGGAGUCAUAGCCACCUCUGGAGUUGUUGGAAUUGGAGCUGCACCCUUGGCCGUUGCACCUGGAUUGGGACUCGCUGGACAUGGAGUUAUUUUGGGCUGA